Messenger RNA from Benincasa hispida (wax gourd), 1349 nucleotides. Its product is annotated as hyoscyamine 6-beta-hydroxylase-like. Lineage: Eukaryota; Viridiplantae; Streptophyta; Magnoliopsida; Cucurbitales; Cucurbitaceae. The record is from RefSeq and is a predicted model, not a curated record.
AAGAAAAUCAUCGCUGAAAUGAAUUUUUUGUCCAAUUGGGAGGGUGUUAAAUCAGUGCCAAAAAAUUAUGUGUUUCCACCAGAGAAGAGGCCUUGUGUAGCAGUGAAGAAGACAAUUCCAGUGAUCGAUUUUGCCACAAACGAUCGAGCCCUUCUCUUCCAAAGAAUCCUUGAUGUUACUCAAGAGUUUGGAUUUUUUCAGGUGAUAAAUCAUGGAGUGUCGAAAAAAUUAAUAGAAGAGACAGUGAAGACUUUAAAGGAGUUUAAUUCUAUGUCGCCCGAAGAUAAAAAGAGGGAAUGUUCCAAGGACCCCGAUUACUGCAAAGUUUACCCAGGCUCUCAAAAUUCUGCAAAUGAACAAACUCACUUCUGGAGAGAUUCUAUGAGUUUUAAUUGCCAUCCUCUAGAGAAAUAUAUUCAUUUUUGGCCAGACAAGCCCCCUGAAUUCAGGGAGGUGGUGGGAGAAUAUUGUGUUGCAAUGAGAAAGUUUGUUUUGGAGUUAUUGGAUGUGAUAAGUGAAGGGCUGAAGCUUGGAAGAGGAUACUUAGGGGAUGAAAUGAGUUCAAAUCCAACAAUGCUUGUACAUUAUUAUCCACCAUGCCCAGACCCUAGCUUGACUUUGGGAUUGAGGCAACAUUGUGAUGGAAGCCUCAUCACCAUCUUAUUUCAAGAUGUCAAUGGCCUUCAAAUCCUCAAGGAUGGUGAAUGGAUUGCUGCUGAUCCAAUUGAUGAUGCCCUUUUGAUUAACUUUGGUUAUGUUCUUGAGGUGAUUAGCAAUGGAAAGCUGAAGGCAGCAGAACAUCGAGCAAUGACAAAUAUGAACGUAUCUCGACAGAGCUUAAUCUACUUCGUCUGCCCUGAAAAUGAUGUGACUAUAGAACCAGCAAAAUGUCUGAUAAAUGAAACUAACCCUCUACGUUAUCGCACCAUCAAGUUUGAAGACUUCAGGGGAAAAUAUUAUUCUGUGCUAGCUAAUAAGGAGGAAAUUAUGAAAUAUAUGAGCUUAAACAAAACUUAAUGAGUAUCCAAAAUAGAACUAUGAUGUUGUUGGGUUGAUUACUUUUAUAUUGUAAUGUAAAAGAACUACUAUGUUACUAUUGAGGGUGAAAUAAAGGUUAUGUAAUACACGAUAAAACUUGUUACACACGAUGUUACAACACUUCCAGAAACAUCAUAGAUAAAUGCAAAAAACUAAAACCAGGAUAGAACACAGAGUUUGGUAACGCAGUUCGGUGUAAUACCACCUACAUCUAAAGGUAGUGUGCCCAUAGAAUGAUAUACACUAAUAUAAAGACAAGCUAUUGUAAUUACAACGAUGUAUUACUUAUCUGUAAAUAAAUGGUAAUUAUA